AGUUGGCCUCCGAAAAUCGAGUCUAUGGGGGCAAGAGUGUGCAUCACCAUUCCCGUGUUUAUUUGACCAACCUAAACAGAACUUGCAAAGAACGGUAACAAUAUAAGAAAGCAUAAAUUGUGAACUAUGAUCUCAAGUAUCUAUUACUGGACUGGCAGAGUGUUCUAAUCUACAUAAACAAACCUAAGCGAAGUACUUAGUUUCUAUAGUUCGUGUCUAAACCACCUCAAAGGUGGUAUGUAAUUGCUCUAAAAGUUAUAAAUGUUCGUUUUGGUAAUUUUAAUUCGAGUGUACACAAAGAAACCUCAAAAGAGGUACUUAUUGUAAGAGUCCUAUUGCUCAUCUUAACAGUUAACGCAUCUAUUAAAUACAACUAAAAGUGGUGCCUGAACCCUCAAGAUUUACAUGUUAUGCCAGGAGUUUUUAUUAAUUGUGUACAUUACAAACCCAGGUGUAAAACUGAUGUCACCCUACAAUUUAAGUUGRAUUACAAAAUAUCCUAGAUGAUUGGAAAAGCCCUUAGGCAAACUAUAUUAUUACGAAGACCUAUGAGUGGGCAAGUGCUUUGGGUGGGUGGGAAGGAAUAGAAAAUAUUCUGGACAAAAUGUCGCACUGUAGUCUCACUCGUGUGAGAGCAAAAGACAGUGGCCAAAUUUAGCAAGCACGUAUCAAGAUGCUAAAGUUCACUCUGAUUGGGUGCUUUUCAGGAUUCUUACGUGAGGUCAUCCAAGGUCGAUCAAUGGAUGAUUAGCAAAGCAUAUAGCUCAAAAUAGAAACAAGAGUUGUUGAUUAACUGAGAUUUAUUUCAUAUGUUCAAUAAAUUGUGACAACAACUUAUAUACAUGACAUUUGGAUAUGAAUGCGAGCAGAAGGGUCUGAAAGUUUAGAGGGAUAACCGCAUUAUUUUACAAGACCACGACUGGAAGGACACCGGAGCCAGCAGUCCAUCAGUUAAAAGCAAGUGGAAGAAAAACAGUGAGCGGCAGUAAGUAAUGAAAUGUUCAGGAAAUUCCAAACUAACAAGUCUAAAGAAGGUGGGCUCUUGAAAGACUUGGAAACUCUUAACAAUCUGAAAACAAUGUUUUGUUGUCCAAUAUUUUGUUGUCCUACAUGAGAGGAAAGGAUAGACAUUUAUUGCAAGGAAAUCCCAUGGACACGUCUACUCUAGACUAAUGAGAAGUAAAAACCGAGUUCCAUUGUAUUUUGUUAACUACAAUAUUUACUUGUUUAUUUACCGCAUCCGAUUAACACCACAGUGUUAAUUACAUUGACACUAAAUCAAUGUGAUUAUUUUAGUUGUUUCUCUUUGUCUAAGUUUCGUUGAGGUGGCAGAAUCAAAGGACUCUACGUCUUUUAUUUUUUAGUUGCUAAAUGUUUCAAUACUUUUAGGGUUACUUUCCUUUUUACACCUACCUUCUUUUACUUUCCUAACGGGCUAAUGAUCACAAAGUAAAACAAAAGGAAAUAUUCCAAACAAAAAGUUCUCAUUGAGGGCACAUCAAUUCUAGAGAUUUAAAACUACCUAUUUAGAAAUACCAACCAAUUGCUAGGUUCGGUUUUUAAAUAUUUCAGCUACAAUCCAAUUCUUGGGAUUGGCAUAGACUCUGCCAUUUUAGAUUUAAUAAUUAUUCUGUGGAGAUUGACCUAUGGUUCCUUCCCAGAUUCCCUGCAAUGUUUUUUCUCCACAGGAGUUUUUUUUUUUUUGGCAGUGUUUGAUAUGCUACCUCAAGACAUUGACAUAGAAUAGACUGAUAAGACAAGUGAGUUAUGUAGACUAUUUUGCCACCUGAACGUGGAAAUAUUUUUAAAAAAUUAGCUUGGCAUAAACAAGAAGAUGGUGUUAUGACUAUGAAAACCCCCUAACAGUUCUCUUCCUACAGUAUCCGUUAGUGGUUCAUUUAAGUGCUGUAUCUCAUUCGAAUGUUUAUGUCGAAGAAAGAAAAAACCGCCCCAACCCAACAAGCGCCUCUUUCUUCAAAAAGUUACCAAAAGUAAAUUAGGGCCCGGGGAGAUAAAUGGAAUAAUAACUUAAAGUAGUUCAGAGAAAGUGCAGCCUACAGUUAUUUUACUCACGAGUAGCGAAAUGGAUGACUAAGCGAACGAGUGAGUUUGUUUAUUUGAACCCUCCUACACAAAAAUUUAUUCAAAUUAACACGCACCGCUAUCAAAAGCAUAACUCGUUAAAUAACCGCCUCGGGGAAGCGUCCUCGCAAGCGAAUCAGCUCAAAGUUUUAUGGCAUUCCGUGACUUAGAUUGUCUGUCAGUGAUUGUUUUUACCGCAGUACCAUGCAUCUAAAUAUAUAUACAUUCCUAAUGGAAGUUUGUACAAUUUGUUCGUGCAGUCCUGAUGCCAAUGUGUUGGACUGUUUUUAAUGACUAAAACGAAACAGAAUACAAUUUUGUGUGCUAUGUAGCAUAACGUAUUGUCUGAUUGAGACAAUAACUUCAUUGUGAUUGGCUGUGAACAGCCAAAUUUAUAGAUAAUUCAUAAUUUGCCCGGCAGUUAAUGCUUGCCCUCGUAGUGUUCUUUGUCAUAUAAUAAAUGAGUAGCCAUACGAAAGCUCGAGCAUUUAAAGACUUACACUGCUCCUGAUAUUCUCAAACUCUCAAAUAUUAUUCGUACUGCAUUUCGUAGAAUAGAUAAGUUUACUUAACGACAGUAACUAACGCCUUUAAAAAUGGCGUCAUGUCUGUGACAUCUAUCAUAAGGACACCUGUCUAAUCAAUGUAAACACGUUCGUCUGUCGUUUCGAUGUUCGUUGUAGAGUGGUUGGACUGAAUCAUAAAAGUAAGUACGCUAAGACGCCACGAUAUGGGCUCAUGCUUAUUCCCAAUGAUGGCCAUAAAUUCUUUUUAAUUGAUGCAAUACAUGCAAACGAUACAGUCUCUCUUGAUCUGGGAGUGAUCUACAAAGUGAAAGCGGAAAUGUAAAUGAAUUACAGAGAUGUAAAUGAUUUGGGGCUUAAAUGUGACUUGAAUUGUCACAGUUCGUCACAAGUCCAAAUUACAACAAUGGCUCACUCUCGACGCAGAGUGAGAAAACCUGUUGCAAGCAGAGAUGAAGGGUCUUCUCACGGUAUUUGCGACAGUGAAGCUGAGACAGAUCAAAGUUCUGCAAGCAGGAACAGAGAUUCAAGCGAACAUUUCUCGAGACUUGCAUUUUCGAAAUAUGAAGAAGAGCAGGAAACGGCAUACGGCAUCGAAACACUUCAGCAGAAAAGUGACAGUAACGAUGCAAAACUGAAUUUGGAUACUAAUCAGUCACCUGUGUCAGAGCACAAAGAUGGAGAAUGGCUAAAAGACCAUCCGUGGGAAAACGAAACACCAAGGCGCCAAGAACGGAUGGAGACGAGGAUGGACAUGUCGCAAGUGUGCAUCGUGCCAGAUAAAUGGCUCGCAAGUAAAACCGUUGAUCUCCAAAGGAUCUAUUCGAGUCUUCCGAAAUUUAUCGAUGAAAUCAAAGGACCAUCGAUUCGCCAAGAGCUAGAGGAAGUAUUGCAAAUCGAUCCAAGCUCACUAAAAAUACACAAAAAUUCAAAAUUGUUGAAGGCGAUUGAAUCUACAGAUACGAAGCUCUCCCCACAUGUGCUUGAAAUAGCUCAAAAGCAAAACAAGGUUCCGCCGCAAGACCAGCCAUCUCUUCGUGAUCACGGGAAUAACGACACUUUCAAGGCUUUUUCGUUAACUCCACCACAAAAGAUCUGGUUUUUUGACUGCGAAUACAUGCUUAAGAUGUGUCUGCCGGACGACUCAUUACAGUGGUUUAAAAAUAAUGAUCAGCAAGGAAGACGCAUUAGAGAAAUUAAUCCUGAAAAGAAAGAUAAAAGAUGGAUUUUUAUACCAUCUUUCCGCCGGGCCAAGAUUGCCUUGUUAGAUUGGCCCCAAGAUAACAUCGUGACCCAGGAAUCCACCAUCAGAUUACUGGUAGUACGACCUUCAGAGUUUGAAGAGUACACGUCUUGCUGCGGGCACAAGUUCCCUAUUAUCUGCCUCCCACAAGAUGAAAUCGGAGCAGGGUAUCCACGAUACUGGAUCCAGAAAAUUGCUCUACGCUUGAAGCUGCAUUUCAUCUGGAUGAUUGAUGACAGCGUGGAGUGCUUCUACGAAUAUGCGCCACCUCCUUGCAACAGAGGUUUAUACAAACCACGAAAAUUUGGCCUUGCGUUCGAACGUAUAGAAAAUUCGGUCAAGGCCACAAAAGAUGAAAGCCUGCCUAUCGCAGCCAUGAGCCCAAGACGAUUCAUGAGUUGGGACACUAAACCAAGACUACCAUUUGAUUGCAAACCUCCGCAAAGUGCUGUGUUUCUCAACUUAGCAGCACUGAAAUCAAAGGAGGUGUAUUAUCGACCUGAACUUCGUGUAUUAGAGGAUGUGAUCUUCGGGUACGAAUGUGAAAAAAAUGGCCUGAAAGUAUUCAUUGACAACCGCAUCCACCUGAAGGAUCAUGACUGGCAAGAUACCGGAGCUAGGAGUCCUUCUGUUCAACAAAAGCCGACUUAGCAACCUUACUUAAUCACUGAAGAUAUGACACUUGAAAACUAUAGCACAUUUUCAAGUAAUAUUUCAAGAUGUACUUUAGAUGUAGAAUGACUGAUCAGUGAGGUAAUCAGCAAGGUAAUCGUUAUCAGACUGCCAUGGAUAGCUUAAAAUUAAUUUUUCAAUUUUGUUUAAAGCCGCUGGAAUGUGAACUUGGAACCAUGCUGAAAUUUCGACGUAGCCCAAUACAAAAACAGUCUGGCUUCAUUAAAUCACAGGGGCUGAGCAAACUAACACAAUUCACUUGUUUCAUCUCUGAUUAUCUAGAAGUUUGAGAGAACAAAAUAAUAACUAAUAUUGAGAAGCAUGCGUGUCUUUUCCAAUAACUUAUAUUCACAACAUAGAAUUUUGUUCGUAUUUUUCAAAACAACAUUUCCCGUUUCUAAAAAUUAAAAGUAUAGGGUUAUAAACACUACUACAAUCCAAAUAGAGAUUUCAUUUUCCAUCUGUUGUCAGUACCCUUUUCAUCUUACUUUUACAGAGUAAGAGAUCAUUUGACUUUGCCGUAGGUACUAAAAGAAACUCUUUAGGAAAUGCCAAAACAAGAUGUACCAAUGUUAAAUCCUAGUCUGAACAUUUUCCCAGUUUCUCCUAAAGUGGGAACAAACCAUUAUUAAAUAGGGAAUUUGCUACUUAGCUUCUUCAUGAACUCUUAGUAACCAGUAAACAACCAACAAGAAAUUUUAAAAUAAAAAUAGUGACAUUAGCUCCUACAGCCAAAACCUGACUGAUUCAAAUUUUAUUGAAAAGUUUCAUCCACAAGGUGCAAUGAAAGUCAAAGUUGGGUCUGGUAGCCCACGGCCAGCAGAUUCUGUGGUCGGGUGAGUGGCUUCUAUCCUUUGGUUGAUCGCUUAAUUGAUCGAUCGAUCGAUCGAUCGAUUGAUUGAUUGUACUGUAUGCUCACUUUUUCAUUGAUGUUGAAAGAAAAAAUACAGUGGUGGAAGAAUUACUGCAAAGUAGCAUUAUUAGACAAUGUAAGUAUAGUAUCACUGAAUGUACUAGAUAUUUCUGCAAUCCACAGACUUGUAUCUUGAAACGUAUUUUUUCCAAGUAGAAUGCAACUGUCAAUAAUUCUGAAUAAAGUAUUGAAAAAUCUAAUGGCUGUUUUCAGAACAAUCAUUUCAUCAGUGAACAUAGUUUAUCCUAUGUUCCCUGGCGAAGUGAUGUCUAGCAAUGCCUGAGGUGGCAUCAGUACCACCACUUGACCAGGGGAUAGAGUGUUUUCGCAUGAUGUCGCAGCAGCCAUAUUGAUGAGUACCAAAAUAGUGAAAUGCCCGCAAUGUUGGUGAACCAAACCAAUAUUGUGGGAGUGGAACUCUUGUUUUGUGUAAACCUUUUCUGUUGUUCUAAUAAAUUUACAUGGCCGCUGGCCAUGUGAGUGCAAAAACUCUA
Messenger RNA from Orbicella faveolata, 5928 nucleotides. RefSeq lists its product as uncharacterized. The record is from RefSeq and is a predicted model, not a curated record. Lineage: Eukaryota; Metazoa; Cnidaria; Anthozoa; Scleractinia; Merulinidae.